This is a messenger RNA of Drosophila takahashii, 588 nucleotides long. RefSeq lists its product as uncharacterized. The record is from RefSeq and is a predicted model, not a curated record. NCBI's taxonomy places the organism in Eukaryota, Metazoa, Arthropoda, Insecta, Diptera, Drosophilidae.
AUGUAUCGAAGCUACUACCACUUUUGGGCUCUUUUCGUGUGGCUUUCACUCCCCGUCGGGGAAUCGAGAAAGCAAAUAGUGUUCAACAGCAUAGAAUGUUCUUUGAAAAACAAUGUCUUUUCUAAAAUCGACUGCCACCUGUAUUCGCGACUGGCACUAAACGUGUUUUUUAAAAUUAAUGAGCAAAAGGCAGCUGACAAAAUGGUUGGAGUUUGCGAAGUGGAUUUAUUCACCCAAGGGAAGAUAAAGGUUACGCGUAUAAAGAAUCUAAGAUUGGAUUUUUGUCAACUGAAGAAGCAUACCGAAACACGCUCUAUGCUGGGAGUACACUACCUCGCACUACGUAGGUCUGUAGGUAAUUUUCCUGACAAAUGUCCCUUCCAAAAAAACACUUCAUAUUCGGUGAAUCGAUUGUAUAUCGACUGGAAAGAAGUACCGCAAUACCUUCCCGAGACUAACUACACUUUUAGAGGAAAGAUUUAUGCAAACCGUCAGCUAGGACUUGAGGUCAAGCUCACAGGUGGCCUUUAUGAAAUUGCCAAUUAUUCCGUUUAUAAAAAACCGUUGCUGUGUAAACUUGUUAUUUAA